AUGUUAUCUACUACUUAUCAGGCCCAUCCUGACAUACGCCACACCAAUCUGGUGGAAUACAAGUGCCGCAUGUUUGAACGAAAGUGUCUAAGAGCAUGCCUUGGAGCCUACAGGUCAGCAGCCUCCAACUACAAUAAAUUUAUCAGCAAUUCAACGCUAUACAAUCUAGCAGACAUCCCAAGAAUUGACAGCCACAUAAUCCGUUUAAUUAGAGACUAUUUCAGCAAGCUACCAUCAAUUGAAAAUUCUACGAUCAACAACCUGACCAAGUUCACAGCCGAAGACCUAAAAAAAAGAAAUGAAACAGGCAUGCUCCCACCGCAAGCGUUCCUUCCACUAGAUGAUAAAGGUCUCAUCCAAGACGAAGAUAAUGUACCAACUAUUUAUCAUUGCAAGAGACACAAAGCCCAUAAAAAGAUAGAAUAUGAUGCAGACGAUCCCAAAUUCAGAUGGGUCGACUUCACCUAUUCAAAAGCCAUGCCUACUAGAGACAAAAUGGAUGAUCAUAGACUAGAUGACAAAUAUUGGUGGCUCACCAGUGAAUCCAAACACCGCAAGGAGCUCAGAAGAAGAAUACACCCGAGUAGUGUAGUGUGA
Molecule: messenger RNA, 597 nt
Organism: Cotesia congregata
Lineage: Eukaryota; Metazoa; Arthropoda; Insecta; Hymenoptera; Braconidae
Source: the annotation of a GenBank genome assembly